AUGUCUGCUGCCAGUCAACUCGACUCAGAUGAAGACAAUUUUGUCGAGCCAGCCGAAGAUGAGCAGGAACCGCCGGUCGAUAAGCGUUUGAGGCACAGCCACGCCAACGUCUACGAUGCGGUAGCUGGUCGCGUCAAUCGCCGUGGUAUCGGCAUACGCCGGCUAGAUGCCUCUCAAUACCGUGAUACGACUUCGUCAACCGCCCGAAGUUUACGCCCCGAGGAGCUUCUCUUUCGUCGGCAUAACAAGCCUGUCGAAUCAAUCGAGGACCAAAAUUACUUUGCGCACGAGACUUUACCAUCUGAUAAGGCUCUGCCGAGCUCCGAGCUCCUUGAGACGAUACAUGCGUACGCGGCCGAUUAUUACCAAUACGCCACAGCAGAUAACGGCAAAGAUGACAUACAAACCAUGGACGAGACGGCAUUGCUUGCAAUGGGGAUUCUAAUCGAAGAGAUGGCCAAAGAAGAACUAGGCGAGACAGGGGAUCUGGCUUUAGUUGAAGGACACGAGCUGUCGGAGGAAGAGGAUGCGAAGACCGGUGGCGAGAGCGAUACCACAACCCAAUCAGCCACGCGAGUUGCACGGAGGAAACGCGCCAAUAGCGGUGUCCGGAAAGGAUCAAAACGACGCAAAUUGGCUCGUUCUAGCUCUGCUAUAACGGAUUUGGAUACCGAGGGUGACGACUGA
This is a messenger RNA of Penicillium bovifimosum, 687 nucleotides long. RefSeq lists its product as uncharacterized. Gene Ontology annotation, biological process: nucleolar large rRNA transcription by RNA polymerase I. Gene Ontology annotation, cellular component: RNA polymerase I upstream activating factor complex. Gene Ontology annotation, molecular function: RNA polymerase I cis-regulatory region sequence-specific DNA binding. The record is from RefSeq and is a predicted model, not a curated record. NCBI's taxonomy places the organism in Eukaryota, Fungi, Ascomycota, Eurotiomycetes, Eurotiales, Aspergillaceae. The coding region runs from base 1 to 687 and encodes 228 amino acids. The transcript has 2 exons.